Messenger RNA from Arxiozyma heterogenica, 1827 nucleotides. It is a transcript of the gene CET1, whose product is annotated as polynucleotide 5'-phosphatase. Gene Ontology annotation, biological process: 7-methylguanosine mRNA capping; polynucleotide 5' dephosphorylation. The coding region runs from base 1 to 1827 and encodes 608 amino acids. The record is from RefSeq and is a predicted model, not a curated record. Gene Ontology annotation, molecular function: polynucleotide 5'-phosphatase activity. NCBI's taxonomy places the organism in Eukaryota, Fungi, Ascomycota, Saccharomycetes, Saccharomycetales, Saccharomycetaceae. The transcript has a single exon. Gene Ontology annotation, cellular component: mRNA capping enzyme complex.
AUGAGUAAGCGUGCACUAUCUCUCGAUGAUUUAGUUAAUCACGAUGAGAAUGACAAGAAUAAAUUACAAAAGCUAAGUGAAGAGGUAGAAGAACAGAAGGGUAGUAAUGCUCAACUGUCGUUACAAUCCAGAAUAGAUAAUUCAACAGAAAAGGAAUUAUUGAAGCAGUCACUAGAAAAUUUUGAACAACCUUCACAACAAGAACAAUCUAAAAAUAUUUCUAAUGUUUCAGAGAUAUCAAAUGAUAAUGCCAAUGAUGAUUAUGAUAAGUUCAAAAAUGGUUCUGAUAUAAUAUCAGGAUCUGUGUCCUCUAAUGAUUUUGACAUAGAUAGUGAUGAAACUGAUACAGAUGACGAAUUCGUUGGUAAUGGAGAGGUAAAUUUUGAUGCAGGGAUGACAUUUAACUAUGACAAGCAAGAUAGAGAUUCUCCUAAAAAAAAGUCAUCAUCUCCGAUAUCUGCUAAUAAAAUUACCUCAAGUAAAUCUAUUUCUACAAAGCAAGAUGAGAAGGUAAAAGAGAUACCAAUUUCACCAAAGGAGCAGACAUCAAUUACAUUCCAAGCAGAACUAAAAAAAGAUAGCAUAACUGAUAAUAAAGAAACUUUAAGUAAUGAAGUUGAAACACCCCAUAUCAAAACUGAAACUAUGAAUGAUAAACUCCAAGAAAUCAAGCCAAUAGAUAAGGAGAAAAAAGAAAAGAAUAACCUAAAACAGGAUAAUGGUGAAUCACCCAAUGAUAAAAUAUCUGAAAACACAAGGAAAAAAGGACUUGAAAAUUCCAUUCAGCCUGUUAAGGUAAAUAAUAUAUUUGAAGAAAAAUCAUCCUCCACUUUAAAGAAAAAUACAAUAAAGAAGGAUUUACAAAUGCUUCAAGAAAUUGCCUCAGCCUCCAAACCAAAUAAAUAUAAAAAUGUUCCAAUUUGGGCGCAAAAAUGGAAACCGACACUGAAUGCUUUACAACAAAUUAAUAGUGGUAACUUUAAAUUAGAUCCAUCCUUUUUGAAUAUUAUACCAGAUGAUGAUUUAACCAAAUCUGUACAGGAUUGGGUUUAUGCAACAAUAUUUUCAAUCGACCCUGAAGUGAGACAAUUUAUAGAAUUAGAAAUGAAAUUUGGUAUUAUUAGGGAAGGUGGUUUGCCUGACCGUAUUAAUCCACCAAUUUCUUCUCAAGCUAUCUAUACAGAGUUAGAUGCUCAUAUGACACCAAACAUCGAUGAAGUAUUAUUUAAGGAAUUAAAUAAGUAUAUUCGUGGUAUAGGAGAAAUGACUGAAAAUAGUGGUAAAUUUAGUGUAAUUGAAUCGACUACCAAGGAUUCAGUCUAUAGAGUAGGAAUUGCUACUCAAAGACCUCGAUUUUUAAGAAUGAGUACAGAUACUAGAACAGGUCGUAUUGGACAAUUUAUAGAGAAAAGGCAUAUUGCUCAAUUACUUUUGUACUCACCAAAAGACAGUUAUGAUGUGAAAAUAUCAUUGAACUUGGAAUUGCCAGUACCAGAUAAUGAUCCACCAGAAAAAUAUCAAUCACAAACUCCUACUAGUAUCAGAACUAAAGAAAGGGUGAGUUAUAUACAUAAUGAUUCAUGUACUAGGAUUGACGUUACUAGAGUCGUAACUCAUAGUCAAAAUCCAUCAAGAAAUAGUAAUGAAAUCUCACAUGAGGUGGAAUUAGAAAUUAACACGCCUGCACUAAUAACAGCCUUUGAUAAUAUUACUAAUGAUAGUAGGCAAUAUGCAGAACUAAUUAGAACAUUUUUAAAUAAUGGAACUAUCAUAAGGAGAAAGUUGACAUCUUUAUCAGCAGAGAUUUUCGAAGGUACUAAGAAAUAA